Molecule: messenger RNA, 1176 nt
Organism: Erinaceus europaeus (western European hedgehog)
Lineage: Eukaryota; Metazoa; Chordata; Mammalia; Eulipotyphla; Erinaceidae
Gene: RTBDN
Product: retbindin
Exons: 7
Coding region: 51-905 (284 amino acids)
Cellular component (GO): external side of plasma membrane
Molecular function (GO): riboflavin binding; signaling receptor activity; riboflavin transmembrane transporter activity
Source: RefSeq, a predicted model, not a curated record
CGGGCAGCGGAGAGUGGGGUCGCGGCAGGGUGGGCGAGGUGCUGGUCAGGAUGAGGCUUUUCCGGUUACUGGUGCGGCAACUGCAGGGAAGCCCCCAGGUCCCUGGGCCUGAGGCUCCUGGAAGAAGGAAGGGCGGGGCAUCUCCAAGCCCCUCCCCCUGUGCGUGCACCAGGUCACAUCCCCUCAGCUGUCACCCAUUCCCGGGACUUGACCCUGAACUGUCACCGCGGACCAGAGACUCACAGGUGCUGAUGGCUGGCAGGGAUCCCCCUCAAGCCUGGGGCCCAGUGUGGGCACUGAGGCUGACAGUGGCUUGUGUUCUGCUGGGGAUCUCCGGAGGAGGGAGUCGCCCACUCUCAGAGGGGCCCCCAGGACCCCCAGUAGGGGAAGCCACCAUGGACAUCAGCCUGCUGCACCAGGCAGACUCAGAGAUGGACAUGUCCCCGGAGAUGGUCCUCGGGACGCUGCCAGACCACUGCAGGCCACCCAGCUCCAGGUGCCAGUCCUUCCUGGGGGACCUCCGAGUCCGCCUCCAGAGUCGCUUCCAUCUGCUGUUACUUGGAAAUCGCCACCCGUGGCCGCUGUGCCAGGAGCUCUGUGACACCUGGCUGGCCUCCUGUGAGACUGAUCCCGCCUGUACCCCAGCCUGGCUCUCCAUCACAGGAUCGAGGCUCUGCCCGGCUGGCUGCAGGACCUAUGCGAAGCUCUUCCCAGAUGGGGCGGACGUGUGUCGCUGGGCUCUGGGUCCUGCCCUGCCCAUGGCGCCUCCUGGCUCCCAGCGCUGCCUCAAUAUCUCCACCAGCGCCCAGGACAGCACCCUCCUCCGGGUCUCCCGCCGUGCCCGGGCCUGGAUCCCCGACGGGGCAGGCAGCGCGAGCGGCAGUGGCAGCGGCGGCGGCCCCUAAGGGCGGAUCUGGGCCUGGAGAGUUGGUGACCCCCUUCCUUGGCACCCAGGCCACCACCCCGCUCGGGCCACUGUCACCACCGCAAUGCAGAGCUCGGUCCCUCUGAAGCUUCUAGUCUCUACCCUGCCUUUCUCUUAGACCCCCCUCUCAGGGGACUAAAGCGAAACCCCGCCCCCGUGUACACACACACACACACACACAGACACACACACAGACACACACUGAUUUUCUGCUCCCCACGUUGAAUAAAACCAUUGGCUACAGAGUACAA